Messenger RNA from Tetrahymena thermophila SB210, 2094 nucleotides. RefSeq lists its product as hypothetical. Lineage: Eukaryota; Ciliophora; Oligohymenophorea; Hymenostomatida; Tetrahymenidae. The record is from RefSeq and is a predicted model, not a curated record. The transcript has 2 exons. Gene Ontology annotation, molecular function: ATP binding; protein kinase activity. Gene Ontology annotation, biological process: protein phosphorylation.
AUGGAAGAUUUAAGUUAAAAAUAAAUGCUUGAGGAAUAGUUUGCAUCUUAAUAAAGAAAUUUGUCAUAUAUGAUGUAGGAUAUGGCUAAUGAUUUUUAUUAGGAAAACUAUGCACCAAAUCUUAAUAUAAAUAUAAAUAAUCAGAGUUAUACAUAGAUUAAAAUUCAAGAUGAAUAAGAAGAGUAAAAUGAUAAGAGAUCUCCAGAAAUAUAGAGAAGAAAUUCUUAUUUGAAUGAAGAUGCUUUUAAUUUAAACAAAAAAAUAGAAUCCCCUAGAUUAGAGUACGAUUAAGAAGAAGAUGAUGGUGAUGAGAAUGUUGAAGAAAGCGAUGAUGAACCAUUUAUAGAACAAAAAAUUAAAAUGUAUAAAAAAAAAACUAGAACUCGAAAAAGGUCAUAUGAUAUGGAUGAUGAUAACUCUUAAGAUGAAUCCUACUUUUCGAUUUCAAGAGAAGCAUAAUAUAAAAGUAAGAAUUUCUUAAAAACAAGAGAUAUGAAUGAUAUAAAAAAUGAUUCUUUAAAGACUUCUUUUCAUAUAAAUGAAAAAUCCUUUAAAUGGAGCACAUAAAUUAACCAUCCUACAGUGACAUAAAGAAAAGGAAAUGUCUCAAAGAAUUAUAAAAUGGAUGUUAAUAAAUUACAAAAUAAAGAAAAAACAGAGAAAAUGUUCUUCAAUAAAGCAAAAGAGACAGACUCAAAUAUUCUAUUUCAUAGAAGCAUUUAAUAAAGCUUAAAUGAAAAUUAAAAUAUUUUUAAAAAUAUUUCUAAAUACUCAAAUGCCCUAACAAUGUUUUUGCAGAAAUUUAUGAUUCAAAAAAAAGAAAAUAUGAAUAAAAUUGAAUUCUAUCAUUAUGAAAAGCUUGAUAAGGGUAGUUUCGGAUAAGUAGAUUUGUAUUUUUUUGAGAUAGAUCAAUAUGAUUUAUGCAAUUUCUAGAGUAAAUAUGAAAACUAACAAAGCAAUUAUUUUAUAAAUAGAGAAAAUAAUAACUAAUAUAAUUAAAAUUCUUAUAUCUUCUCUUCAUAAAAUUCUAGUCAAUCGAAUCAAUCAUAAUCUACUAAUCAAGAUACUCUUUAGUAAAAUAAUAUUAAUAAUAGUUAAACAUCCUAAGGAUCUACUUAUUAGGGCUCUACUUAACUAUAUAGUACAAGUAAGAAGCAAAUAAUUGGAAAUAAUAAUAUUUCUUCUCAUUUAGUGGAUCAAAAAAAUUAAAACUUAAAUUACUAGGUAAAUAUUUAGCUUAAUUCAAAAAAUUAUCUGCCAGCUGCUGGAAAAAAAAUCAAAAUUAAAUAUGAAUUCAUUCGUGAGCUCUUUAUUAUGUAGAAAGUAUAAAGUGAAUAUAUGCCUUCUCUUUUGGGUUAGGAUAUUGAGUAACAGAUUUUGUUUAUAGAGCUUGGGCUUUGCAGUUUAUAUGAUUUAAAAAUGUACAGCGAAAAACAAAACUAUAAAAUAAGUGACAAUCUUGCAUAUUCGAUACUUAUAAAUCUGUUUUAGGCAAUCGAGAGUCUUUUAUAAAACUUUGAUCAAUAGGAAAAUAAAAUUCUUCCCCUUUUCCAUAGUGAUAUAAAACCUUAAAAUAUAAUCUUGACAGUUAAAAACUCUAAAGAAAAUAUCCCAUAAAUUCAACUCUUAUUAAUCGAUUUCGGAGGAGCCUCUUUCUAAGCUGAAGAUUAUUGGUCCUACUUUACUCCAGCUUUUGUAUGUCCAAAACUUUGGGAAAAGUUGGUCAAUAGUAAAUCUCAGAAAGAGUUUUUAACAUGGCCAGAAAUAAGAUAUGCUGAAUUAUAUGCCGCAUGUAGGUCUGUUUAAUUUUUAAUCUUAAAUCAGAAUGAUUAGAAUUUAUUUAAAAAAGAAAAUAGUUAAGAUUUUAUUUAAUCUUACUAAAAGCUUUACCCAAAAACCUGCAAAAUUUUAGAGGAGGUGUAUCUUAAAAAUACAAACUGCUAAGUUAUGAAAGGAUAUUCUAAUAUUUUAAAUGAAGAUGAAAUUUCUUCUUAAAAUUAGAUAUAUCCUUAACCUAUUUAUUUCGAAACCCAAAAGUUAUUCGAGAUAUCUAAAUUUUACAAUAUAAUAAACAAUAAUAGCUCCAAACAAUGA